AUGAAUAAUAAAAGUAAUCUUCAGGAUGCUCCUUAUUUUCCUCCUACAUAUUUAGUCGUUAGAUUUUCUAGAAAUUUAAAUUUAAAAUGCCUUUUAUGGUUCAUAAAUAAAAUCAAGAGUCAUAAAAAAAAUGGUGGAGGAGAACUUUUAGUUUGUAGGCAGCCUUUAUCAGAUUCUUUGACAAAGGGUGUUACUUUACAUUUAAGUGCAUCCACAUCUAGAAUUUUGGAAGUUGCUGAAGAAUUGGAAUUUCGAAAAUGUGACAAUUCAGGCUUAGUGAGAGAAUUUGUUUUGAGUGAAACAAAAUGCUUUUUAAAGGAUGGAAUGUCAGAAGAAGAUUUAUUUACCACUGCUGAAAAGCAAACUAUAGUUAAACAUGAACUGGAAAAUAUUAGAGUUAAAGAUGGUGAAAAUCAUUUACCUGGUUACCCAUUCUUGAAAGUAUAUCCUGGUCAAUCUAUUUUUCAGUUACUGGCAAGCUGCGGUUAUGUGGAAAAAUGUUUUCCUCUUCACGAAAUAGAAUACCUGAAAAAGUUUAGUCAAACUUGGUACCUGACAUUACUCAAUAAUCAACCUUAUGAGGACAUCAGGUUUUAUUUUGGAGAAAACAUUGCUCUUUAUUUCAUAUUUCUUGGUUACUAUACAUGUGCAUUGGUUCCUCCGAUGAUUCUAGGAUUAAUAGAAGCUUUAAUUCCUCAUACGACAACCGUUUUUUUUUGUAUAUUUAAUGUUUUAUGGGUCACUUUAUUUCUUGAGCUAUGGAAACGAAAAUGUAGCGAAUUAGCUUUUACGUGGGGGACCCUUGGUAUUACGGUUAUAGAAGAGCCACGACCAGGAUAUCAUGGAGAAAUGGGAAUAGACGAUGUAACUGGACGAUAUCAGCCUCGGUAUCCAAAAUGGAAAACUAAUUUAAAGAUGUAUUGCGUGUCAUUACCGAUAGUUUUUCUAUGUUUAACCGGAGCAUUUUUUUUUAUGCUUUUUUCAUUUUAUAUGGAAAAUAUGAUUAUUGAAAAUAGAAAAUUAGCAGAAGAUAAUAGUUACCUGGCAAAAGUUUUUAUUCAACUUCCAAGUAUUAUUUAUGCUGGUUCGGUAUACGUAAUGAAUUGGUAUUAUAAAAAAUUAGCUACAUAUUUAACUAAUUGGGAAAAUCAUAAAACUCAAGCACAAUUCGAUCGAUAUAGAAUCACAAAAUUAGUAAUGUUUGAAUUUCUAAACAAUUUCAUGUCAUUAUUUUACAUAGCUUUUGUAAUUCAAGAUUUGGAAAUGCUUAAAUUUCAAUUAGCAACCAUGUUAAUCAUUCAACAGGGAUUUAAUAAUUUACAAGAAGCCAUUGUUCCUCUUGUUAUUAGGCUUUAUGGAAAAAGAAUUUCAAAAUUUUUCAAGAGUAAAAAAUUUUUUUGCAAAAAUUCAUCAGCAAAUAAAGAGCAAAAACUAAAUGAUAAUUUUACGGAAGAAGUCAAUACUAUUUUGCAAUAUGUUCCUGUUUUAGAUAAAAAUGACAGCAGAAUAGAACAAGCAAUUACCGAAGCUAGAUUAGAACCUUACGAGGGUACUUACGAUGAUUAUUUAGAAAUAUUUAUUCAAUUCGGUUACGUAGUUUUAUUUUCAUCGGUUUAUCCGAUGGCAGCAUUUUGGGCAGUUACCAAUAAUUUUUUAGAAAUACGAGCUGAUGCUUUUAAAUUGUGUAAAGUUUGUCAAAGAACAAUGCCUCGAAGAGUGAAGGACAUUGGAGCGUGGCAGAGAGCUUUCGAAUGGAUAGGAGCCAUAUCGAUAAUGACAAAUUGUGGUCUUUUAUGUUUAUCACCACAAUUGAAAGCUUUAGCACCUCAAAUGUCACAAUUAGAAUGGGUACUUUUAUUCGUUUUAAUCGAACACGUUCUUUUCUUUAUACGGCAAAUUUUAAAUAUAACCAUACACGAAAAACCCGAAUGGGUUAGAACUGGAAUUGCUAAAAUUAUUUAUCAAUCUAGGCAAGCUUUAAAAAAAGAAAGAAUAUUAAAAGCUAAAAUUCAUUUAACCGAAAAGAUUAAAUCGUAG
Molecule: messenger RNA, 2037 nt
Organism: Pediculus humanus corporis (human body louse)
Lineage: Eukaryota; Metazoa; Arthropoda; Insecta; Psocodea; Pediculidae
Exons: 10
Coding region: 1-2037 (678 amino acids)
Biological process (GO): chloride transmembrane transport
Cellular component (GO): plasma membrane
Molecular function (GO): chloride channel activity
Source: RefSeq, a predicted model, not a curated record